AUGGGCUACCUGCAGCGGCGGUUUCUCGUGCAACGGGUCACCAUGGCAGUCGACAAUCCCUCGUACUUCUCGUUGUCGAGCGGCGGUGCAGCGUCGUCGACCGCCCCGACGUCGACAACGGGGGUCGUCGCGUUCCAGCCGCCCGCGAAGGGUCCGUCCGGGUUGACAGCCCUGUUCAGACGUCGACCCAGCAAGAUGGGAACCACAUCGUCCGCGAGCGUGGUCUCGACGUCGACUGCGAGCACCACCGUGGUGCACCAAGAAAGCAAUCGCAGCAGCGCGUCAGGAGGAUCGACGCCGUCGACGCCAACCGAGGAACGGGCCCCGAUGCUCGCGCGAAACGGAUCUGGUCAUCCAGGUAACAAUCCGGCCAACCAGAGACGAAGCUUCCGGAACCUGUUCAGAUCGGUCAGCGCGAACGCAGAGAACGAGAGGACCCAGCAGAUCCUGAAGGGCGAUCCUAGACCAUCCGAUGUCGCACCACCUUCGCCCUAUCUGCCUCACAGGUCGCAUUCGCACUCUGAGAAUGACAGACGACGACCUGGUCGUAGUAGAACGGUCCUGAAGUCGGCCAGCGAGUUGCUCUCAAAUGAUAUGGUGUACUGUGGCCUGGCUGGGGACAGUCGUCAUCAUGACGAUGACGAUGACGAUGAUGACGACGAUCCUGACUCGAGCGAGGUCUUCAUCGGCGUCGAUGACGCCAGGUACUACAACCUUUCGUCGACCCUACCGGUGGCAGGUUCGGCAGCCGCAGGCCGAAGGAGACAUUCGAUCGGCACCUUUCUGGGCAAAGAUCGAGGACCGCCCGCAAGAGACAAUCCUGCUAGAAGGCAACACAAGAAUUCGACGACUCUGAUGGAACCAGAUACAAUGGCGCCACCGACACCCGUGGACACCGUCGACGGUGUCGAGGACAGAAAGGACAGAUCCUGCAGCAGAUCGAGACGCAGGCGACACCGUAGCUCUUCCAGCAGGGGGUCCCGUUCAGCGACCGGGCUUUCGAAGAUCGACACGCACCUUGAAGACGACGUGCUCUUCGUGUCCAGCAAGGACAGCGAGAUCUCGAACCUGUGGGUGAAUUACCUCACGGCGUGUUUCGAGCAGAUCAGCAGACAGCAGGGCCGACCGCCUUUCAAGGUUCGUCACGUCACCGUCGAGGACGCAAUUCCGUCUGGUACGGAGGACAGGGUCAGAUCUGCCCGUCUGCAGAUCGUGGUCGUGUGCCCGGUGCUCUUGGAGCGGGUUCAGAGCCGUCCGGAGCACGCGACCAGCCUCUCCAGGCAGCUGGCCACUGAAAAAGUGCUCGCGAUGAUGUUAGGUGUCCACGACAGCCACAUCACCGACACCCACAAGUCGAUCCUGGUCACGUACAAUCAGUGGCGGAAAUUCUUCGUGAAGGACCAGGACGAGACGUUCGUCGGUGAACUCCUGGGAGCCGCAGUCGGUAUACUCGGCACUGCGCCUCCACCUGCGUUGAGGAGCGACAAGACAACGUUCUCGGUCCAUCCGAAGAAAGUGAAGCUGGGUCACAACAGGAUAAUCGCGCUGCUGAACGAUCCCCUGCGACCGGAGGACAAUGUGACGGUGAUCGUGGAUCGCUGCGGGGAGGCGAUCGACAUCGCCCACGUGAAACGACGUAACCCGUAUGCCCUGCAGUUCUCCAUCCCCGAACGAUGCCUGGAAGUGUCGAUGCUGGUCGGGGUACGGAUAACUAAGAACGGUUGUCCUCUGGGAGUGAGACAGGUGAAGUGCGAGAGCAGGCUCAGGGAACUCGAUCAGAUCCUUCGUGCCCACGACAAUCCCUUGGAAUUCAUGUGCCAGACAUUCGGCUUCAAUCCGGGUGAUCGCGAACAGUUGGACAACUGGAUGGUACACGCGUUUCAACGGAACGUACCGCCACAUUUUAAUCUUCUGUCCACACCCAGCGGUGUGGUGUCCGCGCAGAAGGUUCAUUCGAGAAGGCUAGUUGGUCCCGAAGAGAAUCCGACGUUGCUGCACUUCGCCGCCCGUUUCGGCCUGGAGAGGCUCGCCUGGCAGUUGCUCGAGUGUCCAGGCGGCGACAUGGCUUGCGAUCUUAGGAACGUAUCGGAACUGACGCCAGCCGAUCUUGCGGAGCAAGCGGGUCACGUGAGACUGGCCCACCAGCUUCGCGGCUACAUGCAAAUGAACGAGUUCACCAACAUGUACAGCUACCUGAAGGUGAUCAGCGAGACGACGACAGACCAACCGGCAGGCGCGGACCCAUCAUCGACUAACACGACCAACGACGCGAAUAACGACAAGGAAGAUUACUGUCGUCCACGACCACUGAGCGAAGCUUAUUCGGUGCCACCGGCCGCGAGACCAAUAACGUCUCUGAUCCUGCCAGGCCAAUUACCAGUAACACCUAGCCCGACCACCACUAACCCCAUUGAGGCAAAUUACUCCAUCGUGCCGGCACCGACUCCCGUCGUCGUCAGUCCUUCAACCCCCACGGCUCCGGCCAACACCCCGAACGGCCUUGAACUACCCCUUCAAGGCUACAUGAAAAUGCACCCAGCUGGACCCAAGACUCCCGUGUCUAACGUAGCCAGCCAGCAGCCGUCCAGGACGGCGACGCCCACCCAUGAUCGUCACGAGGCUCACCAUGGUCGUCGCGAAGAAAACUGUCACUCCUCGUGCACGUACGGUCGGACAACGUCGAACUCCAGCACAAAGUCCAGGGAACCGUCGGGCCCGCAGGACGAGCUGCUCGAGAUCAUAAACGACUUCAAGAACAACGUGUUCACGAUCACCGAGGUCGAGAGACUCGUGGAGAACUGGCGGAACCGGAACGACGUGCAACAGAGUUUCAAGGACAAACAGAGGCAGCUGACAGCGAUGAGAGAGGAGUACGAGAGGAUACAGAAGCGACUGAAGGAGGAAAUGAAGGCACCGACCCCUUUCGACCGGAUCAGGAAGUUCUUUUCAAAGGGGAAGAAAGACUUAAAGGACUCUGUGCACGCUAAUGACGACGCGUCCACCGCCGGCAAACCUGAAACCGUUAAUGGCGGCCUGGCGGACCGUAGACCAGUCAGCAGCUUGAGUCUUCGUAGUGUAUCGAGCUCGUCUUCGUCCGGUAGAAUGAGCACCGUGAGUGGUUGCAGCGGGACCAGUCUGGGCGACAGCGGGACCCAUUCCGACACCGAGGAUAGAAGACUGCAAAAUGCACGAGAAGACAAGCCAGGCGUGAUGUCGUACGAAAUACCACCAGCGCCGAAACCGUUCACCGGCAGGUAUUCACCAGCGCUCAGGUAUUCACCAUCGCCCCGUUCCUCGACCGGAAACGAUCUCGAUCUCAGACCGACGCAGCUACCCUCGAGGACAGAGGACAACGAGUAUUACAUCGCGUUCCCACCGUCAGGACUGCCUGUUCAUUCAUUCAAGCCAGACCACACCCUGAAGGAACCGAAGACCCCGAGCUCCCCGUGCGACCAUCCCAAGUACCUGGAAAUGAUGCAGACCCCGUCACCAGCCGUCAUUGACACACCGGAGCCGGAUUCGUCGAGGCAUCCAGGGACCAGUUACGCAAACAUCGACCCGGUGACGUCGAGUACAGGGCCAAUCCCUCCACCGGGCAUGUGCAUUCCCGCGAACUACAUGAACGUGACGCCUUCUGGACGCGUCACACCGUUCCCGGAAACGGUCCAAGGCCAACGGACCGGCGAGCAGAGACACUCGACGGAUCUGACCCAGACCACGGAGUCCUCGAAGAACUCGGCCAAGGUCGAGGCUCCGACACGACCGACGGAACUCAAGAUUCCAGGUGACGGUCAAUGUCAAGCUAUGAACACUAUCGAGAGCAAAUGUCACGAGGAGUAUGUGGAAACGGACCUGGUGAACGGUUCCGGUGACACGGACGUCACGGAUGGCGCAAGAAUGCCUGAUUAUAUGAACGUGGAUCUGUCACAGGACCUCAAAUUCGCCGGCAAGAUGGCGCCCGCCCCGCCUGUACCACCUAGAGAACUCGACGAUUCGAGGAUCAUUGAUGAAAGUCCUCCAUGA
Messenger RNA from Dufourea novaeangliae, 4023 nucleotides. RefSeq names its product phosphoinositide 3-kinase adapter protein 1 (gene stumps). The transcript is spliced from 19 exons. The record is from RefSeq and is a predicted model, not a curated record. Gene Ontology annotation, molecular function: fibroblast growth factor receptor binding; transmembrane receptor protein tyrosine kinase adaptor activity. NCBI's taxonomy places the organism in Eukaryota, Metazoa, Arthropoda, Insecta, Hymenoptera, Halictidae. Bases 1 to 4023 code for a protein of 1340 amino acids. Gene Ontology annotation, cellular component: cytosol.